Thamnophis sirtalis is the source of this 3302-nucleotide messenger RNA. RefSeq names its product mitochondrial carrier 2 (gene MTCH2). The record is from RefSeq and is a predicted model, not a curated record. Gene Ontology annotation, biological process: positive regulation of apoptotic process. Lineage: Eukaryota; Metazoa; Chordata; Lepidosauria; Squamata; Natricidae. Gene Ontology annotation, cellular component: membrane; mitochondrion.
UAUUAUCUGUGAUGAACACCCCCAAUAAUUAAUAAAAUCCAGGAAACUACUGUAUAUUAUUGAACACUUUUAUUUAUUUUAAAAUGGAUACUAUUCAUUGAUGUAAAAUAAAAAACUCCACUGGAAUGGUAUAUAGCUCUUGAAAUCACUUGUCAGUUACAGAUGUCCUCAUUUACAGAUAAUGAAAAGAAUUCAGUCUAUUUUCUGUACAUUGAAGCCUGCCUCUUAAUAGGGUGCAUGUAGAGAAGAGAGCCAUAUAUCUAAUAUGAAUUAAAUGGAUCACCAUGCAAAAGACCAUGCAUAGCAAUCGUUCAAUUUUCUUACGGUUUUUUUUUUGUGUCAGCGUGUAUUUUUUGCCAAAGGAAGUAUUUGUCAACCAUCCAUUUUUUUCUGCAAAGUUGCACAUCUUUGAUAAUGGCUUUUUAAUAUGUUUUGUAUCCCAUAUAGAAACCUAUUUGACACACAACAUUGCAAUUUUCAUUAUUGUCAUCUUGUUGGGAAGAGUUUUUUUCAGAUUGAGUGAUGUAGAGCAGAGGUGUCAAUCCAAUAGCGUCACAUCACAUAUCACUUUUCCCCCCUUUGCUAAACCAGGGGUGGGUGUGGCCAGUGUGUGACACAUUUGGCCCAUGGGCCGCAGAUUUGACACCUGAUGUAGAAAGAAUUGUUCUGCUACUAUACUGAAAACAGCAUAUUUUUCGUGAAGUAUUAGGCAUGAUGUAAUUAAAGAAUGAUUUUCUUACUGGGUUACUCUUCAGAGCAGAAAGGGGAGAGAAAUAAAAAAAUGAAUGUUGAGUAAAAGGAUCUAAUAUUUACUGCAGAUAGAUCCAUAAUUGCACAAGAAAUCCAGAUUAAAAGGCAGGGAUUUUUCCAACUAGUUUGGAUUGUAUAGUGAAAUAUGCCAGAAACAUAUGGAGAGGGCAGGAAAGUCUGAAUGACAAACUAUCAAAACCUAUAUGUAUUGUGAAUUUAAAGCAACAAUAUUCUUCUGACUUAAAGCUGCUUGAAUUCAAUAAUAUUUUUGACUGCAGGUAUAUAGCUGGCCUCUAAAGCCAUUUAAUACAGUAAUCUUUAGAAAACCAAAAAUACUAUUGAAAGCCGCACAGAACAUCAACAGUAAAUGUUGGUAAAUUAGGUUUAGGUCACUCCCAUUGUAAUCUUGCGCACAUUUACUUUAAAUACCAUAAUCUGACUGAACUAAAUGCUAAUGAGGGAUUUCCUAAUACGUAAGCCAGAUUUACAUAAACAAGAAUGGUAACAGUCAAAAAAGAAGGCAUUUCUGUUGCCUUCUCUAACUACCAAAUAGUCAUUUCACAUACAUCAAAAUGUACAGAAAGCAAUCCGUUCUGUUUCCUUAAACUGCGGCAGGGCAAUCGUCACAAGGCAUUUUUUUAUUUGGAUUUAAAGUGGCCCGUAAACCUCAGAGGAGCACCGCUCGAAACUGGAAGGAGAGCACGGGAGAGACACGGUCCUCUUGAUCCCCGCAAAAAGCCCUGAUUUUCAUUGGCCGAUGGAGACUUUUUUCAAGUGCGAGUUGCGCAACUCAAAAGGCGAGGCCAGGUCGAUAAGAAACGCCAACUUCGCCCAGCCGACCGCCAUCAUCGUCCCCGAGCCACCUUUCAACGCGGAUUUAUAAUUCGAUCCUGGGAAUCUUGGGCCAAGGACGAUUUGCCACAUUUUUUAAAUCGGAAGAUCUGAUUUUAUAGGCGGCGGCGACUCUUCUUCUUCGGGCCUAACUUGCUCCUCAGGUGGCGGAAACCGGAACCCUUUAGACCCGGAACUGAUCGAAAGAGGGAACGCAGAAGAAGCGGCGGCAGGAGCCCUUUUUUCCCCUUUUUGUCCUCCGCCGCAGGUCACGUGGUCGUACCACUCCUCCUUCCGCUGUACCCCCUUCCUCCUCUCUUUGCCUCACCCCCACCCCCACCCGUGGCGGAGAGCCCGGUGCGGCUGCAGCAUGGCGGACACGACUUCCCAGGUGCUGCUGGGCUCCGGCCUCACGGUACUCUCGCAGCCGCUCAUGUACGUGAAGGUGCUAGUGCAGGUGGGAUAUGAACCCCUCCCGCCAACUCUGGGAACAAAUAUUUUUGGUCGGAAAGUCUAUCAACUGCCUGGUCUCUUUGCUUAUGCUAAACACAUUAUGAAAAUUGAUGGGAGGGCUGGACUCUUCAAAGGUUUGGCUCCUAGACUCUGGUCAGGAGCCAUUGGCACUGUAGUACACAGUAAAGUUUUACAGCAAUGCCAGAACUCUGACCAAAGUGAGGAAGUAGGGAAUACUCACAAAGAAUCUGGAUCUUCUUUCGAUCAAGUUAUCAAGGAGACUUCUCAAGAGAUGAUUGCACGUUCUGCUGCUACGCUAGUCACCCACCCAUUUCAUGUGAUCACCUUGAGGUGUAUGGUGCAGUUCAUUGGCAGAGAGACCAAAUACAGCGGGGUAUUUAGCUCUUUCGUCACCAUAUACCGGGAAGAGGGAAUCUGUGGAUUUUUCGCGGGCCUGAUUCCCCGCCUUCUUGGAGACAUCCUAUCCUUGUGGCUCUGUAAUAUGCUGGCCUACCUCAUCAAUAACUAUGUACUGGACAAUGGGGUCUCUACCAUGACUGAGAUGAAGGGUUACUCUCAGGCUGUCACUGGAUUCUUCAGCAGUAUGCUGACCUACCCCUUUGUACUUGUUUCAAACCUAAUGGCCAUUAAUAGCUGCGGGCUCGCUGCUGGCCUCCCACCUUAUGCACCAGCGUACACCUCCUGGUUACAUUGCUGGAGCCAGCUGCAUGGGGAGGGCAACAUGAGCCGAGGCAACAGCCUGUUUUUCCGGAAGGUGCCUGCAGGAAAACGAUAUGUGUGGGAAGAGAAGAGAUUUCAAUGAGUCCACAGCCUUUUGUGGCUGCUUCAGAAACACAGAAUGAUGGCAGUGUGUUGAUUUCUUACACAGUUCUUUUUUUAAAAAAAAUAAUCAUUUAACCUUGGGAAAUGGACUUGAUUGUGAGCAUGACUUAAUGACAAAAGUAAAAGGAAAUCCUGUUCCUCCCUCUGAAACAUUGGGGUAAUUGCCAAAAAGCUGCCACACUUAGGUUGGGGUGGAGGAUGGAAUGGAGGUUUACUGUUUUGUGAACGGGGAUAUUUUUUUAACUUUCUCCAGGGAAAACCAUCUAUGUUGGAAAUACUCUUGCCCCUCAUGUUCUUGCUAUACUACCCAGGUAUUACUGCAACUUGGUUGCAAAGCCAGGGAAAUAAGCUGCUCCUGGAAGAAGAUGGAUUCCGUUUGGCCUUGUGCAUUUUAUUUGCAGCUGCUAGAUCAAGUUGGGGAAUGU